Messenger RNA from Nezara viridula (southern green stink bug), 4319 nucleotides. Lineage: Eukaryota; Metazoa; Arthropoda; Insecta; Hemiptera; Pentatomidae. The record is from the annotation of a GenBank genome assembly.
UGUCGUUGAGUUAGUACCCGAGGCACACCCCGCAGCGCAAGCGCUUUCCCAGUCCGGCGUCAAAGGGAUGGCGAAAGGCGAGAGGGUGGAUUGUCAGUUAGGAAAUGUUCUUUGUGCAAUAAAAUCAUAGACAGUGAUGCUGAGGAAUUCAAAACAUCUGAGAGAGCAAAGAAUAUAUUGGAUGAACUUUGAAAUAAGUUCGAUUACUGGAUAAUAAGAAAUUCAUUAUGAACUUCCGUUACUUGAUUACGAACCAAAUUAGGCAUCAGUAAACUUAAAAAAAAAAAAAAAUUAAACGAAGUUUAAAUAUUGGAAGAUAUUUUUUACCUUGUACAAUGGGUAAUCUACAGUCUGAAGGUAAGCGGCCUAAAAUUCAGAAGGGGAAAAAGUCACCAUUCAAAGAUAUCAGUAAACAGUUCACCUCGAUCGGGGAUGUGAAAGGAAGUAGUGGGGAGAUCACGAAGAGUGGAGGGGUCAGCGAACGCAACUACCUGGUUACAGACUCAUGGCGGCGCGUAUGCCGAAUAGAACAAGGGGAUCUUGGAGAAGAGGAGCUAAGCAUCCCGAGCAAGGAAAGUAGCAGUGGAGAAUCUGUCUUCCAGGACCCUCAGGGUAAUGACAGCUCCCAGGGGAAUGAAGAAGAAGAAGUCACCCUGACUAUGGACAACAGUGACGGUUCUUCGACGCUCAUAGCCACAGAACCGAUGGAAUCGCCUGUCACCAUAAAAGAACUCCAAGGGACCAUGUUCACUCUCGUAAAGCAUCGCAAGAUUGAUCUAGGUUCGACUAGAAUCAGUGAUCAGUCUCUUAAUGACAUCCUGUCUGGAGGAGGAGGUAAAGAUGACAGGAGUACUCCAGAAUCAAGACGACAUUCGUCCAUGAGCGAUGCCCCUCCUGAGAGUAACGUCUUGAGGAAAGUAGCCAGUUUGACUCUCGAUAGAGCUACACUUGACCAAAAGAUCACUAGACCAAAGUUUGUUCCUGAGAAGUUGGAUUUUCAACUUUACGAAAAAUUUGAAGGUCAGAUGCUUGUCAAUUGGCUUUUAUCUGCCUUCGGAAACGAACAUUAUUUGAAAACUGUCCUUCAAACUACUGAUUGGAAAAUUAUUAUAGUUCAGUUCUGUACACAUCUACUCGCAGCCGGGGUUUUAAGACAGCUUCCUGAUAAAGACGCUCCCCCUGAAUCGUUAUUCAGACCUGAUUUAAUGUAUUACUGGGCUCACACUGAGGUCGUGAGUGCUGCACCUCCUACACCUGGGCGAUUGUCAACGAUAUCUUGGCCUCCUCCUAUGUCUCCGAAUUCCGACACACUAUCCGAUUACAACGGAAAAACAAUAAUAGAUAUAUCGCCCAAUAGGAGUGACACCGAUGCUGAAGUGACUGCACUCGCGAAGAAAGUCCAUGAGCAAAAUCAAAUCAUUAAUGAACUCCAAUCGUGUAUAGAUAAACUUCAGCAGGAAAAAGAAAGAACGAAAACUUUGGCAGAUAUUCAAUCAUUGACCAACAAAGUAAAAGCUGAUUUUGAUUCACCUUUAAAAGCAAAUAAAAAUGAAGAAACUGUCGCCAUAAGAACUAAAGAUGAACUAUUGUCACCUAUCAGGGAAGUUAUCAAUUUUAAACCUUCAACCUUCGACAAAUCUGUUCAGUGUUCACUUGAAAAAACAAUAGAGUCAUCUAAGUCGACACAGACGCUAAAUAAAGAUUUUCCCAUUAAACAAGCAUCGAAGUUGGAUGAAACAGCUCUGAAGAUUGAUAACGAUGCCAAAGAAAAUGCUAGAAAAGAAAUAAAAACAUCUUCAAGAAAGUUAAUCACUCAGAGCCAGCUAGAUGACAAGUCAGCGGUGUCCCUCUCUUUUGCCAUAAACCAAACGUCCGAAGUAAACGGUAUUCAUAUAAGUUCGUCCGAUUCCAGAAAAUCUAGUGACCAUCCUAAACCAUUGGAAACUAGUGCAGUCAUUUCAAAAGAAUGUCCCAGGCCAGAUCAGAUUCCUACUACUGCAGUUUCUCCUCCGAUACCUAUGUCAAAGGAACCUCCACCACCACCGCCUCCUCCUCUUCCACCACCUCUGCCUCCACCCAUGUCAAUGGUUGAUGUCACACCUCAGAUGGUAUGUAAUGUUCCUCCCCCUCCACCUCCGCCUUCGAUGAUGGAUUUUAAACCUCCUCCUCCGCCUCCUCCUCCGAUGAUGGUUGGUGGUCCUCCUCCUCCACUCCCACCUCCAAUGAUGGGUGUUGGACCUCCCCCACCUCCUCUACCUCCGAUGAUGGGUAGCGGACCUCCCCCACCUCCUCCACCUCCAAUGAUGGGUAGCGGACCUCCCCCACCUCCUCCACCUCCAAUGAUGGGUGGCGGCGGGCCCCCACCACCGCCCCCUCCGAUGAUGGGUGGCGGACCACCCCCUCCACCACCGAUGAUGGGUGGUGGAGCACCACCUCCUCCGCCUUUGAUGAUGGGGAAUGGACCUCCUCCUCCUCCACCUUUGACAGGAGGACCAACAGCUGCAACUGGGACUUCAGCAGGACAUCCUGCUUCUCCAGCACCACUCCCAGCUCCUCCUGUUGGAGGCUGGAACGCUCAAAAGUCUCUGUUUCGAAAGGAGCCUAAGGUCCCACCCGUACCGAUGAAGCCACUCUAUUGGACGAGGGUCGUCCUACCGAUGAGUGUAGAAGAAAAGGAAAAAAACGAGGCAUUAUGGGGAAAAUUGGAAGAACCGAAACUAGACGAUAUAGACGAAUUUACCAAGCUGUUCUCUCGUCAAGUUAUCGAUAGAAGGAAUACAAAGAAAAAAGUUGCUAAACCAGCAAAAGCUGAGGUAAUCAAAAUCCUCGAUAGUAAAAGAUCUCAAAAUGUUGGCAUCCUAUCAUCCAGUUUGCACUUGGACUUUACUGAAAUUGAACAUGCAAUUUAUCAUUUUGAUACUACAGUUGUGAGUUUAGAAUCCCUUCAACAAAUAUACGAUGUGAGGGCCACAGAACAAGAACUGGAGGCGAUAAAAUGUGCACAGGUGGCUCAGCCAGAUCUCGCUCUAGAUAAACCCGAACAGUUUCUUUUAGAAUUGGCUGAGAUUCCGCAUUUCGCAGAAAGGAUUGCAUGUUUUAUGUUCCAGGCAGAAUUCACAGAUAACAUAUCUGGGAUCGAAAGUAAAUUAAAUAAUCUGAAAUCUGUAUGCCAAAUGCUGAUGAGUUCUCAGUCUCUUAAAUCUGUUCUUGCAAUAAUCCUGGCCCUUGGGAAUUGGAUGAAUGGAGGAAAUCGGCAGAGGGGACAAGCUGAUGGUUUCGGGUUGGAAAUUCUUUCAAAAUUGAAAGAUGUUAAAAGCACAGAUAAUUCGACUACACUUCUGCAUUACAUCGUCAGGUCUUACAUUAAGCAGUGUGAUGAUGGCCCAAUAACGGAAGUGGCUUUACCAGUCCCGGAACCGAGCGACAUUGAAAAAGCGAGUGUAGUACAGUUUGACGAUAUUGAGCUACAGAUAAAAAAACUCAGUAAAGAUCUUGAUGGUUGUAAGUUAAACAUGGAUAAAGUAACAUCUGCCUCUGAAGAGAAUAUCGAACCAUUUAAAGAAAAAAUGGAAGCUUUUAUGUUAUCAGCUAAAAAGUUAUUGACUGAGGAAGAGGAAAACUUGGAGGACUGUAAGCAAAAAUAUAUCGCUGUCUUGAAAUUUUACCGUUUUCAACCGAAAAGCAGCAUGAAGCUAGAAGAAGUAUCUCCUCAGGACUUCUUUCCUCUCUGGGGUCCAUUUUGUUCUGACUUCAAAGAUCUUUGGAAAAAAGAGCAGCAGAGGAUAAUUAAAGAAAAAUUAAUGGAGACCAAACGAAAGGCUGAAGAAAGAAAACUACAAAUAAAAAAAGGGAAAAAAGGAGAAGGUGGUCUUAAGUCUCAAAUCAUGAAAUUCGGAGAGAAAGUAUCCCGACCCCCACGAUAGCUUUAAAAAGGACGUUUAUUUUUAAGUAAUUUCUAACCCUCUCAGACUGUGAUUUAUUGUUGUACAAUUAGUUUUAAUCAUAUAAUUAUUGUUAUUUGUUACAGAAAAUAUAUUGUACUUUUGUAAACGUAUAUAAUAACUGAUACUGUUGAAAUGCCUAUAUUUAUGAUUUUUGUGUGUUAAUAUUUCUUAUUUUUGUAUUAUAUAUUUUAUUAUUAUCACGUUAAAAUUUUAUUAAAUAGCACAAAAUUAUUGUUUUUUUAUUGUGUAAUUUUUUUUUCUUUAAUUUAAUACUUAAACUUUUUACCUAAGUAUUAAGCCUGGCUUAAUUUUAAUUGAAUAAUAUAUUGGCAAAACUGCUAAUUCUAAUUAGUAGUAAUUUUUUAUCUUUCUCCA